GCCCGUCGGAUCGGCCAUUUCGACCGAACCGGUGUAGAGCUCCGAGCUUGCGGCUGUUUUCUUUUCAUUUCCCUCCCCUCCCGGUGUAGCACUUCUCCCUCUCACAAUGACCGAGACCGCGAUUUCGUUCGCCAAGGACUUCUUGGCCGGAGGUAUCGCCGCUGCCAUUUCCAAAACAGCUGUAGCGCCCAUUGAGAGAGUCAAGCUGCUCUUGCAGGUCCAGCAUGCCAGCAAACAGAUCACGGUGGAGAAGCAGUACAAAGGCAUCAUGGACUGCGUGGUGAGGAUCCCCAAGGAGCAGGGCUUCCUGUCCUUCUGGAGGGGCAACCUGGCCAACGUCAUCAGGUACUUCCCCACCCAGGCCCUCAACUUCGCCUUCAAGGACAAGUACAAGAAGGUCUUCCUGGACGGCGUGGACAAGCACACCCAGUUCUGGCGCUACUUCGCCGGGAACCUGGCGUCGGGCGGCGCGGCCGGGGCCACCUCGCUGUGCUUCGUGUACCCGCUGGACUUCGCCCGGACGCGGCUGGCGGCCGACGUGGGCAAGGCCGGGGCCACCCGCGAGUUCGGCGGCCUGGGCGACUGCCUGGUCAAGAUCUUCCGGUCGGACGGCCUGCGGGGCCUGUACCAGGGCUUCAACGUGUCCGUGCAGGGCAUCAUCAUCUACAGGGCCGCCUACUUCGGCGUCUACGACACCGCCAAAGGGAUGCUGCCGGACCCCAAGAACACGCACAUCGUGGUCAGCUGGAUGAUCGCCCAGACCGUGACGGCGGUGGCCGGCCUCACCUCCUACCCCUUCGACACCGUCCGGCGUCGCAUGAUGAUGCAGUCCGGGCGUAAAGGAGCGGACAUCAUGUACAGCGGCACGGUGGACUGCUGGAAGAAGAUCCUCCGGGACGAGGGCGGCCGGGCCUUCUUCAAGGGCGCCUGGUCCAACGUGCUGAGAGGCAUGGGCGGCGCCUUCGUGCUGGUCCUGUACGACGAGCUCAAGAAGGUCAUCUAAGCGCGUCUCUCUAUUUUUUUUUUAAGCCCGACGGGUCAAUGUUGUGAAACGGUGUGAAAUGUAACAUAUCUUGUACAUUCUGGAAGGACUGUCACGGAUUCCGCCUUAUUUAUAGGGACCAGCUAGUAUGUCUGUACUAGUUGAACUGGGGGAGACACUUUCCUUAUUUUAUUUUUUUUCCCCUCCUACCUCCUCCCCCUGCCAGUGUCAUUCCCAUACAGAAAGAAUGUGGGACUCGGGAGCUCUACGUGUUUCAUCCAGCCGGUCUGUUUUUAACCCUACUCUUUAAUAAAAACAACCUGAUGAAUGAACCUA
This is a messenger RNA of Lepisosteus oculatus (spotted gar), 1318 nucleotides long. RefSeq names its product solute carrier family 25 member 5 (gene slc25a5). The record is from RefSeq and is a predicted model, not a curated record. Gene Ontology annotation, molecular function: ATP:ADP antiporter activity. NCBI's taxonomy places the organism in Eukaryota, Metazoa, Chordata, Actinopteri, Semionotiformes, Lepisosteidae. Gene Ontology annotation, biological process: mitochondrial ADP transmembrane transport; negative regulation of mitochondrial outer membrane permeabilization involved in apoptotic signaling pathway; mitochondrial ATP transmembrane transport. Gene Ontology annotation, cellular component: mitochondrial inner membrane.